Messenger RNA from Manis javanica (Malayan pangolin), 2475 nucleotides. Lineage: Eukaryota; Metazoa; Chordata; Mammalia; Pholidota; Manidae. The record is from RefSeq and is a predicted model, not a curated record.
GCCAGGGCGUUUCGCCUUUGUGCUCUGUAAGGGAAAGCCUUUUUUUCCAGGGCACAACAAACUUGGGCGGAGAGCUUCCGUGUGUCCCCUCUCCCCCCUCCAACCCGGGCAAGGCCGCCCACGGUGGUGAGGCCAUCUGAAGGGAUGCCCGGUCGGUCCUCCGCGCCUGGAACCCUUCCAAGAGCUUGAGGCCGGGGUGGACCCCGGCCGGCGAGGGCGCGCGGGAGCCCGAAGUAGUGGGGACCCGAGCUGCCCGGAGGCAGAGGAAGAGCUCUUGCUUCCCGUUAAGAACGCACUGCCUUCUCGGGCCGUGGCCACGGCUGAAGCGGAGGGCCAGGGUCCGGGCCGCCAGCCAGGCGCGCGUCACACCGGGUCUUAGAAGGGGAUGAUUCCCCAGUAACACUCCCUGCCCUGAUCCGAGGUGCACUCAGCCUCCCUUCCAGGGAAGACUGCUUCUUGUGUGACGCCGGCCAUAGAAAGAGACUCCGAUGGACUUACACCGGGCAGCCUUCAAGAUGGAGAACUCGUCCUACCUCCCCAAUCCUCUGGCAUCCCCGGCACUGAUGGUCUUGGCGUCCACGGCUGAGGCCAGCCGUGAUGCUUCCAUCCCCUGUCAGCAGCCACGACCCUUUGGUGUACCUGUCUCAGUAGACAAGGACGUGCACAUUCCCUUCACCAACGGCUCCUACACCUUUGCCUCUAUGUACCAUCGGCAGGGUGGGGUGCCAGGCACUUUUGCCAAUCGUGAUUUUCCCCCUUCUUUACUACACCUCCACCCUCAGUUUGCUCCCCCAAAUCUAGAUUGCACCCCAAUCAGUAUGCUGAACCAUAGUGGAGUGGGGGCUUUCCGUCCCUUUGCUUCCACUGAGGACCGGGAGAGUUACCAGUCAGCCUUUACGCCAGCCAAGCGACUUAAGAACUGCCAUGACACAGAGUCUCCCCACUUGCGCUUCUCAGAUGCAGAUGGCAAGGAAUAUGACUUUGGGACCCAGCUGCCAUCUAGCUCCCCUGGUUCACUUAAGGUUGAUGAUGCUGGGAAGAAGAUCUUUGCUGUCUCUGGCCUCAUUUCGGAUCGGGAAACCUCAUCUAGCCCAGAGGAUCGGAAUGAUAGAUGUAAGUACUUUGGUGUGAGCCCCCUCCCCGCAGGAAGCCUGCCUCACAAUAGUGUUCAACAGGUCCGCGGCAUUUUUCAGGCUCCUAGUAAUGGGAAGGGCCAACCACUGCCCAUUCAGUAGCUGUGGAUUACUGACAUUUACUUAUCUCUUGUCAAUGAGCACUGAUAGUCCUGAUAGGAAAUGUUUUUCUGAAGGUGGCCAGAGGCAAGUUAGCCUGGGUACUGCCUCUCCCCAGGCCGUGACUGGCUUAUUCCCUGGGGACUCUGGAGUGAGGAGCAGUGCCAUAUGUGUACUGGAGUAUAUAUCAUUUCAUUAGAAAGUGUAGGUUCCUAGGGAAUUUGGGGGCCCCGAAGAAACAUCCAUCCCUCUCUCUUGGCUUGCCUCAAUUGUGUUUCUCUGAUGUCGGUGUUAUUUUUUAGUUUUUCCAUAGUAUCACACCCAGCAGACUCCAUGUGAUUUUAUUUUCACAACUCUCAACUCUUGUCCGCAUCAGGCUAUUUUUCAGAGAAGAACAAAGGUGUCGUCAAUCACCAUAAAGCAUUUCAAACAGCUGUGUUUUCCUUGCGAUUGCAAGGCUAGAAAGCUGACUUCUCUUGGGAUUUAACACGUUUGCUGGAUGCUUAUCCUGGGGCUCACUUUUAGGACUAGACACGGUUGACCUGUGUGGCUGCUCCGUAUUUGAUGUUCACAACUAUUACUAAUUUCUGCUUAGGGAACACCUCUCUCAUGGUCUCCAAGUGCCUUAUUGGGCUGUGCACUCAGGAAUAGUUGGAACUAAACCUUUAUUUGGAACUUGUAGACUAGGAGUGCAAUCUUCUCUUCUAAUAUAAGCAGAAAAUAAUUGUGUUUUGAAGCUUUUCGGUUGCGGGUAGACAGAGCAGUUUUCUUCAAGCCUGGUGAGAAUUUAUGAACUGAGGGUGUUUUUCCACCCAACCCUUUGUUCUAAGAUUGCCUUCAUUUUAUUUUCUUAAGAAAACUACAUCUGAGGUUUGCUUUCCCCUCUUCUCUAUUUUUUGUGCUCCUGUCCUCUGUAUAACCACCAACACGAAUGCCAUUUUUUUUUUCUCUUCUCUUUAUGAUGCCGAGGAGAGUAAUAGAGACAUUGCCGUUCUCUCCCCUGUCGGCACUGCUUCCUCAGGCUGUCUCCUUGAAUUAGGCACUGUGUUAACUUUCCUGCGCUAAAAGGCAUCUGCCUAAACCCAGCGUACCUUUUCAAUAAAAGUCAUCAUAAAAUCAACCUGCCUUGUAAAUCCAUCGCUCUUUGGUUUUGAAAUAUGUUGCGAGUGUGUCUUUUAUGUCAGCGUCUGUAAGCCUGAGACCUCCCCACUUAAGGGAGAAGGCUGCUGUGUGAUAGCUCGAC